Molecule: messenger RNA, 7529 nt
Organism: Orycteropus afer afer
Lineage: Eukaryota; Metazoa; Chordata; Mammalia; Tubulidentata; Orycteropodidae
Gene: MAP3K1
Product: mitogen-activated protein kinase kinase kinase 1
Biological process (GO): protein phosphorylation
Cellular component (GO): cytoplasm
Molecular function (GO): ATP binding; protein serine/threonine kinase activity; zinc ion binding
Source: RefSeq, a predicted model, not a curated record
UUCCAACUAAUUACUUAUUUCCGAAGCUGCAACUCCAGUAGGGCGAGCUCCUGGCGGGCCGGGCCGAGAUUGCGGCGGAGAGGAAGCUGCGCGAUGCCGCCGCCCAAGCUCCUCCUCCGGCCGGUACGGCCCGGGACUACCUGGCCGCGCAACGGGCGCAGCGCGCCGAGGCAGGGAGCUCCGCGGCUGCCACGUCUGAGUCCACAGGUUGGGCCUGCCCGCCCUGCCGAACGCACAGCCCAAUCUUUCCAACCUGCAGCGCCGCCGCCAACCCGCCCUCCGCCUCCGGCAGAACCCCACGCCCCCACCCGCCUGUCUGUCCAGGGCCAGCCCGGCGGGCCACGCUCACGCAGUUGGCGCAGGCGAACCUACGCCAAGGGCGUAGCGCCAGCCAGUCCGCCCGCCCCCUGCGCUCUCCCCGCCUCCUCCCUCCCUCGCAGGGGCCGAGCGAAUGUAGCCCGCGAGAGAAAAUGGCGGCGGCGGCGGGGAAUCGCGCCUCGUCGUCGGGAUUCCCAGGCGCCGGGGCGGCGAGCCCCGAGGCUGGGGGCGGCGGAGGGGCCCAGAAAGCAAGCAGCGCGUCCGCGGCGGCCGCGGGGCUCCUGCGGGAGGCGGGCACCGGGGGCCGCGAGCGGGCGGACUGGCGGCGGCGGCAGCUGCGCAAAGUGCGGAGUGUGGAGCUGGACCAGCUGCCGGAGCCGCCGCUUUUCCUCGCCGCGUCUCUGUCGUCCUCCUCCACUUCCCCGUCUCCGGAGCCUCCAGACUCGGCGGCAGGCGGGAGCGGUAUCCAGCCUUUAGCGGUCCCGCAGCCCCACGGAACCUCGAGCCGCGGCGGCGCACACCCUGCAGAGCCGGUGGCUGCUUCGGACAGCGGCGCCCCGAGCCCCGCGGGAGCCGAGCCCGGAGAGAAGCGGGCUCCCGCCGCCGAGCCACCUCUUGCAGCGGCCCCCACUGGGCGAGAGAUGGAGAAUAAAGAAACUCUCAAAGGAUUGCACAAGAUGGAUGAUCGCCCAGAAGAACGAAUGAUCAGGGAGAAACUGAAGGCAACCUGUAUGCCAGCCUGGAAGCAUGAAUGGCUGGAAAGGAGAAAUAGGAGAGGCCCUGUGGUGGUAAAACCAAUCCCUAUUAAAGGAGAUGGAUCUGAAAUGAGUAACUUGGCAGCUGAACCUCAAGCAGAGAGCCAGACAGGUGCCGCUUCACCUGUUCCCAAAGGCCGACGUAGCCCUUCUCCGGGCAGCUCUCCGUCAGGUCGCACAGUGAAAUCAGAAUCUCCCGGAGUAAGGAGAAAAAGAGUUUCCCCAGUUCCUUUUCAGAGUGGGAGAGUCACACCACCCCGAAGAGCCCCUUCUCCAGAUGGCUUCUCACCGUACAGCCCCGAAGAGACAAACCGCCGUAUAAACAAAGUGAUGCGGGCCAGGCUGUACUUACUGCAGCAGAUAGGACCUAACUCUUUCCUGAUUGGAGGAGACAGCCCAGACAAUAAAUACCGGGUGUUUAUUGGGCCUCAGAACUGCAGCUGUGGACGUGGAACAUUUUGUAUUCAUCUGUUAUUUGUUAUGCUCCGGGUGUUUCAACUAGAACCUUCAGAUCCAAUGUUAUGGAGAAAAACAUUAAAGAAUUUUGAGGUUGAGAGUUUGUUCGAGAAAUAUCACAGUAGGCGUAGCUCAAGGAUCAAAGCUCCAUCUCGUAACACCAUCCAGAAGUUUGUUUCACGCAUGUCAAAUUCUCAUACAUUGUCAUCAUCUAGUCCUUCUACAUCUAGUUCAGAAAACAGUAUAAAAGAUGAAGACGAACAGAUGUGUCCUAUUUGCUUGUUGGGCAUGCUUGAUGAAGAAAGUCUUACAGUGUGUGAAGAUGGCUGCAGGAACAAGCUGCACCACCACUGCAUGUCAAUUUGGGCAGAAGAAUGUAGAAGAAAUAAUGAACCUUUAAUCUGUCCCCUCUGUAGGUCUAAGUGGAGAUCCCAUGAUUUCUAUAGCCAUGAGUUGUCAAGCCCUGUGGAUACCCCAUCUUCUCUCCGAGCUGCACAGCAGCAAACCAUACAACAGCAGCCUUUAGCUGGGUCACAAAGAAGGAGUCAAGAGAGCAAUUUUAACCUUCCUCAUUAUGGAACUCAGCAGAUCCCUCCUGCUUGUAAAGACUUAGCUGAGCCCUGGAUUCAGGUGUUUGGAAUGGAACUCGUUGGCUGCUUAUUUUCUAGAAACUGGAAUGUAAGAGAGAUGGCCCUCCGACGUCUUUCCCACGAUGUUAGUGGGGCCCUACUGUUGGCAAAUGGGGAGAGCACUGGAAAUUCAGGGGGUAGCAGUGGAAGCAGCCCAAGUGCUGGAGCCGCCAGUGGGUCUUCCCAAACCAGUAUCUCAGGAGAUGUGGUGGAGGCGUGCUGCAACAUUUUGUCCAUGGUCUGUGCUGACCCUGUCUACAAAGUGUACGUUGCUGCUUUAAAAACAUUAAGAGCCAUGCUGGUAUAUACUCCUUGCCACAGUUUGGCAGAAAGAAUCAAACUUCAGAGACUUCUCCGACCAGUUGUAGACACCAUUCUAGUCAAGUGUGCAGAUGCCAAUAGCCGCACCAGUCAGCUGUCCAUAUCAACACUGCUGGAAUUAUGCAAAGGCCAAGCAGGAGAGUUGGCAGUCGGGAGAGAAAUACUUAAAGCUGGAUCCAUUGGUAUUGGUGGUGUUGAUUAUGUCUUAAAUUGUAUUCUUGGAAACCAAACUGAAUCGAACAACUGGCAAGAACUCCUGGGCCGUCUUUGUCUUAUAGACAGACUGUUGUUGGAAUUUCCUGCUGAAUUUUACCCUCAUAUUGUCAGUACUGAUGUUUCACAAGCUGAGCCUGUUGAAGUCAGGUAUAAGAAGCUGCUGUCCCUCUUAACCUUUGCUUUGCAGUCCAUUGAUAAUUCCCACUCAAUGGUUGGUAAACUCUCCCGAAGGAUAUUUUUGAGUUCUGCAAGAAUGGUUACUGCAGUACCCCAUGUGUUUUCAAAACUGUUAGAAAUGUUGAGUGUUUCCAGCUCCACUCACUUUAGCAGGAUGCGUCGGCGUUUGAUGGCUAUUGCAGAUGAGGUGGAGAUUGCUGAGGCCGUCCAGCUGGGCAUGGAAGACACUCUGGAUGGUCGGCGGGACAGCUUUUUGCAGGCACCUGCCCCUAACAGCUAUCCAGAAACCACAGACAACAGUUCCCUUGAACGCACAGUCCAUUUAGGGAAAACUGGAAAGGGAUUGUAUGCUACAAAAUUGAGUGCCAGUUCAGAGGACAUUUCUGACAGACUGGCCGGAAUUUCAGUAGAACUUCCUAAUUCAACAACAACAGAGCAACCAAAGCCAAUUGUUCAAACAAAAGGCCGGCCCCACAGUCAGUGUUUGAACUCUCCUUUAUGUCAUCAUCCCCAACUCAUGUUUCCAGCCUUGUCAACCCCUCCUUCAUCUGCCCCAUCUGUACCAGCUGGCACUGUAACAGAUGUCUCUAAGCAUAGACCUCAGGGAUUUAUUCCCUGUAAAAUACCUUCUGCGUCUCCUCAAACCCAGCGCAAGUUUUCUCUACAGUUCCAGAGAAACUGUUCUACAGAAAACAAAGACUCAGACAAACUUUCCCCAAUCUUUACUCAGUCAAGACCCAUGCCAUGCAGUAAUAUACACAGGCCAAAGCCAUCUCGACCUACCCCAGGUAAUACAAGUAAACAGGGAGAUACUUCAAAAAUUAGCAUGACACUUGAUCUGAACAGUACUUCCAAAUGUGAUGACAGCUUUGGCAGUAGCAGCAAUAGUAGUAAUGCUGUCAUACCCAGUGAUGAGACAGUGUUCACCCCGGUAGAGGAGAAAUGCAGAUUAGAUGUCAAUACAGAGCUCAACUCCAGUAUCGAGGACCUACUUGAAGCAUCCAUACCUUCAAGUGACACGACAGUAACUUUUAAGUCAGAAGUUGCUGUCCUCUCUCCUGAAAAAGCUGAAAAUGAUGAUACCUACAAAGAUGAUGUGAAUCAUAAUCAAAAGUGCAAAGAAAAGAUGGAAGCUGAAGAAGAGGAAGCUUUAGCAAUUGCCAUGGCAAUGUCAGCAUCGCAGGAUGCCCUCCCCAUAGUUCCCCAACUGCAGGUCGAAAAUGGAGAAGAUAUCAUCAUCAUUCAACAGGAUACACCAGAGACUCUGCCAGGACAUACCAAAGCCAAACAACCUUAUAGAGAAGAUACGGAGUGGCUGAAAGGCCAGCAGAUAGGCCUUGGUGCAUUUUCUUCUUGUUACCAAGCUCAAGAUGUGGGAACUGGAACUCUAAUGGCUGUCAAACAGGUGACAUAUGUCAGAAACACAUCUUCUGAGCAAGAGGAAGUGGUGGAAGCAUUAAGAGAAGAGAUAAGAAUGAUGAGUCAUCUGAAUCACCCCAACAUCAUUAGGAUGCUAGGAGCCACGUGUGAGAAGAGCAAUUACAAUCUCUUCAUCGAAUGGAUGGCAGGCGGAUCUGUGGCACAUUUGCUGAGUAAAUAUGGAGCCUUCAAGGAAUCAGUAGUGAUUAACUAUACUGAACAAUUACUUCGUGGCCUUUCAUAUCUCCAUGAAAACCAGAUCAUUCACAGAGAUGUCAAAGGUGCCAAUUUGCUAAUUGACAGCACAGGUCACAGACUGAGAAUUGCAGAUUUUGGAGCUGCAGCCAGGUUGGCAUCAAAAGGAACUGGUGCAGGAGAAUUUCAGGGACAAUUACUGGGGACAAUUGCAUUUAUGGCACCAGAGGUACUAAGAGGUCAACAGUAUGGUAGGAGUUGUGAUGUAUGGAGUGUUGGCUGUGCUAUUAUAGAAAUGGCUUGUGCUAAACCACCUUGGAAUGCAGAAAAACACUCCAAUCAUCUUGCUUUGAUAUUUAAGAUUGCUAGUGCAACUACUGCUCCAUCGAUCCCUUCACAUCUAUCUCCUGGUUUACGAGAUGUGGCUCUUCGUUGUUUAGAACUUCAACCUCAGGACAGACCUCCAUCGAGAGAGCUACUAAAGCAUCCAGUCUUCCGUACUACGUGGUAGCUAAUUAUACAAAUAAACUUUUAACAGAGACAGGAUGCUCAACCAGAGAAUAAAAACUUCUGUGGGGAACCACACUGAUAAUCUGCUGGCCUUCAUGGCACUAAACAGCUGUGAAGGAGGCCAGUGGGGAACCUUACCUAAGUAUGUGAUUGACAAAUCAUGAUCUGUACCUAAGCUCAGUAUGCAAAAGUCCACAACUUGUGCAGAAACUGUAAUCGUGCCUUUCAAAGAACUGGCCCUAGGUGAACAGGAAAGCAAUGAUGUUUGCAUGACUAAAUAACAGAAGCAUAAUUUUAUAUAUGUAUAUUUUUUGUUUUGGAGCACUUUUUCAGCAAUAUUAGCAGCUGAGGGGCUCAGGAUCUAUUUUAAUGUUUCAAUUACUAUUCAUUACAUACCAUCAUCAGGAGCAGGGGUUUCUGCAGUUCCAUUCAUUUUUUUUUUGUCACUGGCUAUAAAAAUCAGUAUCUGCCUCUUUUAGGUCAGAGUAUGCUAUGAGUAGCAAUAAAUACAUACAUUUUUAAAAGUUGGUAACUUCUUUAUGACUCACAGUUGACCUUUAUUUUUUUUAAAUGGCUGCGCAGUUGUGGUUCAUUGUGCAUUUUACUGUUGGCCCAUUCAUUUCGUUUUUGGAAAUUAUGGUUCUGUAUUUUCAUUAUGCCUUCAUUUUUGUUUAAUAUUCAGGGAAAGGUGAUCUUUUCAAACCAGAAAAAUAGAACUAGGUAUGAACUAGAGUUCAUUAAAUAUCUUGCUAUUGCAAGAGUUUUUUUACAUACAGGUUUCAUUGUGUUUGCUUUUUAAAUUGGAUUAUGAUAAAAUGCUACCUUCAUUGAGUCAGUCACUGCUCUUAUUGUGCAGAUUAAAUACAAAUUAGGUGAAAACUAUUCUCUGUGAUGCAGCUUGCAACCAAGAUCAAGAUGACUAUGAAUUUAUUUGAACUUUUUAAAUGUAUCAGUUUCUUUUGUCAAUCUGUAGGAAAUUUCACACAAUAAGACAGGUUUAGGACUUCUCUGUAUGUAACAAACCAUCCUUCACCGUCACCACUGAUAACAUGUACCUGCUGUUUUCCUUCUGCCACGCACCAUGUCUCAGUAGGCCUGUCGGUAGAUAAUAAAAGGAAAAUUAAUUACUCAAUUACCAAUGAGGAAUGGUGUUUUUAAGCAAAAAUUUUCUUUGAGCUUAGAAAAUGUGUUCAGAAAGAUAAGUGAAAUUGAAUUUUACUUACACACUAUUUCCUUGGAUUUUGCACAUUUAUCUGAUGAUUUUAGUGUGGAGUUGAAUUCAGAUACAUGCAAUCCCUGAAGGAAAAUGGCAGCUCUUGUAUUCUUUUUUUUGUGAGUCUUUUAAAUCAAGUACUGCUUAAGUAUUUAAUACAACUUUUUAAGAUGUUAAGUUUUAACUCUUCAGAAGCCAGUUGAAUUAUUGCGGAGUGAAAUAGAAUUGGUUAUUCUCAAAGACUCAGGAUAAACUAAAUAAGCUAUAUAGAGUACAUUUGAAAUGUACAACACAAAUUGGAAGUAAAAUAAGUUACAAGAUAAGUUUACAGGGACAUACUCUUAGAAUUUUUUUUUAUAAUUUUGAAAAGGCAGGUUUUGUUUUUUUUUUUAAUGUGAAUGUAGUAAAAUUUUACAUUCCUUUGUUUUGAAAGAUUGGUGAUAUUUGAAGAGUUAAAAGAAAAAUAGUACCGAAAUGUGAAGUUUGGUAGCUCUAAAUGUGUUGUACUUGACUUUUCUUUUUCUUUUUUUUUUUUUUGGACUACUUAGAAUUUUCACAGUUCUAAUAAGAUUGUUUCCAAGUCUCUCAAGUGCAAGCUUUAAAGGAUGCACUCUUGCCAUUUUGUGUACUGGAAGAUCAUUUGUCAGAUUAAUACUGUGUCUGAUAGAAAUGUAAACUGUAUAAACUGAGGAACCUCAGCUAAUCAGUAUUACUUAUAGAUCACCAUGCCCACCACAUUUCAAACUCAAACUGCCUCUAGAUGUCAAAAUCCAUCGUGUUUGAGUUUGCAGUUCCCUCAGCUUGCUGGUAAUUGUGGUGUUUUGUUUUUUGUUUUGUUUUGUUUUGUUUUUUGUUUUGUUUCAAUGCAAAUGUGAUAUAAUGAAUUAUUUUCUUUGGAUCAAAGCUGGACUGAAAAUUGUAUUGUGUAAUUAUUUUUGUGUUCUUAAUGUUAUUUGGUACUCAAGUUGUAAAUAACGUCUACUGCUGUUUAUUCCAGUUUCUACUACCUCAGGUGUCCUAUAGAUUUUUCUUCUACCAAAGUUCACUUUCACAAUGAAAUUAUAUUUGCUGUGUGACUAUGAUUCCUAAGACUUCCAGGGCUUAAGGGCUAACUUCUAUUAGCACCUUACUGUGUAAGCAAAUGUUACAAAAAAAAAAAAAUCUCUGGGUUAAGAAAAUUUGGCUUAAAUGUAUCCUUUGUUAUUUUAAAUAUAUCAAGAUAUUUUAAUUAAAAUUUUUACCCCGUUGAACCAAUUUUAUAGUAUUUGUACCUAUUUUGGUGUUUUGUCUUUAUAGUAAAUAAAAGUUUUUGAACAAAAA